UACGAACGAACGAACGCGCAACUGGUGACUGUUGUGCUGUUGUGCUGUUGUGCUGUGAGCACUGUUGUAGCCAUGUCGUCGUCGUCGAUGGCAGAGUACUUGGCGGCCCGAUACGGGCCAGUGGCGAGCAGUGGCAGUGGCGGCGGCGCUGGCGGCGGCGGCGCUGGAGCAGGGAAGGAGGACCGCAAGCGAAAGAAGCGCAGGAGGAAGAAGGAUAAAGGCAAGCAGGAGCAGCGCUUGAAGAUUGUCGUGGAUGAUGGUGAUGCCAUCCCAACGAACGAUUCCGACCCUGACAUGGCUGCGCUGGACGCCGAGGACCGGCCCAUGGUCGUUGGUAUGGACGAAACGGCAGACGUGACUGCAGAGGUUGCACCCGAUACGACGAGGAAAGCCGCGUCAAAGUGGAAGCCAGCGCUUGAGCAAGAUGAUGACGAUUUGGACAUGCCAAGAAGGGGACGAAGGGUUGCAGCUGCAGAGAUGGACAUGUCACCGCCAAGACGGCGCCGGCACGAUUCUGACGAUGAUGCUUCUCCUCCCCGACGACGAAGACACGACAGCGACAGUGACGCCUCUCCUCCGCGCAGAAGGAGACACGACAGUGAUAGUGAUGCCUCGCCCCCACGACGAAGGAGACACGACAGCGACAGCGAUGCGUCUCCGCCGCGUCGCGCUGCUGGCGGCGACAUCAGCCCUCCGCGCCGCCCUGCCGAUCGGGAUUUGUCGCCGCCGCGUCAGUCUGCGCCCGUGGAAACCAUCCAUCGAACAGCAGACGGGCGGCGCAUGGAUCCGAAAUUGGAGCGCCUGAAGAAGCGGCAAGCAGAGGAGGAGCUGUUGCAGAAGCAGCUGAAGCACAUGGAAUGGGGCAGGGGGUUGGCGCAGACGGACGCGGCGCGCAAGAAGCGGGAGGAGGAUGCGUACGAAGCGUCCAGGCCGCUCGCCCGCACGAAGGACGACGAGGACUACAACAAGGAGCUGCAGAGUCGAAUCCACGCGGACGACCCGAUGGCUGCGUACAUGAUGAAGAAAAAGGAGAAAGAGGCCCGCGCGUCCGGUCGCCCGCUGCGUCCAACCUAUCGUGGUCCCGCCCCAGACCCAAACAGAUUCGGCAUCAUGCCAGGGCACCGGUGGGACGGGCACGACCGCUCCAACGGAUUUGAGCGCAAGUUGGUUGCGUCGCAGGGGAAGCGGCGUGCACGCGCAGAGGAGGCCUACAAGUGGAGCACAGAGAACAUGUAGUCCGCUAGCCGCGGUAUUCGCCGCUCUCGUCCACGUGUGUGUAUGUAUGUUUGUGCGCAUGUGUGUGUAUGCGCAUCUACCUGUCUGUCUGUCUUGUCUGUCUGUCUUGCCUGUCUAUGCGUGUCUAGCACAUACGCGUGUUCAUUUUGUGUACCGAAGGGUUGCAACAGCAGCACGUGAACUGCUUGCCAGUUCAAUAAGAAGAGAUAUAUGUAACACAAGCG
Salpingoeca rosetta is the source of this 1460-nucleotide messenger RNA. RefSeq lists its product as uncharacterized. Gene Ontology annotation, biological process: mRNA splicing, via spliceosome. Lineage: Eukaryota; Choanoflagellata; Craspedida; Salpingoecidae. The record is from RefSeq and is a predicted model, not a curated record. Gene Ontology annotation, molecular function: RNA binding. The transcript has 11 exons. Bases 73 to 1236 code for a protein of 387 amino acids. Gene Ontology annotation, cellular component: U2-type spliceosomal complex; RES complex.